CUUCGACCUCAUAUCUCAGUGAAAGCAUUGGAAAUUUGGAAUACAUUUUUACACUACAAUAUAGUUAUUCAAUAUACGAGACACCAUGACACAAAUCGAUUUAAUAGCAAUCAUAUAUCCCAAGGAGGGAAAAGCAGAUAGAGUGAGCACUGAACUCCACCCGCACAUUUCCGUUUCCUCGUAACCAUUAACCCCUAUCCUCACUAGGUUGCGGAACUCCUCAAUGAGAUAUCUCAAUAUAUCAAAGCAAACGAGCCCGGAACAUUGAAAUAUGAGGUUAACAAGGAAGUUAAUAAAAAGUCUGGUGCUGAGGAAAUUAUUUUAGUGGAGAGGUGAGCAUGACAUACAUACAUACAUACAUAGCCUGCGCCAUCAAUACAUGAAUCAUGAGACUAAUCAAUGAAUUACUAGCUAUAAGGAUAAGGCUGCUAUCACAGCGCAUGGAGCUUCAGAGGCAUUCAAGGCUUUUGGGAAGAAGUUGAAGGAUGAGGAUGUGAUUGCUAAGCCUAUGCAAUUGAAGUUUUUGAAGAAUGUUGGAGGUUUCUCUUCGAGGCUGUGAGGAUGGAUGAAGGGGGCGAAUAGCAGACUUGUACUUGACGAGAUAUCAGGGAGUAGAUGAGGAAAUGCCACGGAUAGAUGCACAUACUUUACUGCUGAAGUCAAUCGAUGUUUAGAUGUGAGCGGUGGCACUUGAUUGGUCAGUGACUCGGUGGUUGUCGACUUUUGUUGAAGAUCUAGAUGGGAAUGUAAAGCGAGAAAGCGUAUCACGUAUCA
Messenger RNA from Sclerotinia trifoliorum, 774 nucleotides. Lineage: Eukaryota; Fungi; Ascomycota; Leotiomycetes; Helotiales; Sclerotiniaceae. The record is from the annotation of a GenBank genome assembly.